Messenger RNA from Salpingoeca rosetta, 981 nucleotides. RefSeq names its product 30S ribosomal protein S15. NCBI's taxonomy places the organism in Eukaryota, Choanoflagellata, Craspedida, Salpingoecidae. Gene Ontology annotation, molecular function: structural constituent of ribosome. Gene Ontology annotation, cellular component: ribosome. The coding region runs from base 53 to 775 and encodes 240 amino acids. Gene Ontology annotation, biological process: translation. The record is from RefSeq and is a predicted model, not a curated record. The transcript is spliced from 4 exons.
CCGCCAAUUAUCAACACCUCACGCACGGGAAGAAGGCAGAGCAACAGCGGCGAUGAUGCAGCGUGUGCAGCGGGUGGUGGGUGCCGUGGUGCCUCGGUCCCAUGCGCUUCACCUCGGUACUGGAGCCAGGGCAGCGGGGUCGUGCGUGGCUCCACCCUCUUACAGGAGAACCCUCACAGCUGCGGCACCAGCAGCACUGGCGCGAGCAUGCAAGUGGCAUGUGCCCUCACGUGUCGCUCGCAUGCACACGUCCAACUCGUGUGCUGUGCCAGGGAAGACGGAUAGCGAGAGCGACCCUGUGCUCGACCGCGUGGUCAACGUGGAUGUGAGCAGUCUCGAUGCAGAAGCAAGUAACACAGACCUUGAUUGGCUGUCUCAUCCGGACUUUGAGGACCCGCAACAAUUUUCUCGCCACUACAAGGACGCGCUGGUGGAGUGCGGCGCAGACGCCAUUGUCGCACAGACAUUCCAUGCCAGCUUUGCAUCGCAAGCAGAGCUGACAAAGUUGCGCAUCCAGCAGGCAAUUAACAAGGUUGAGGGCCGCGAUGGCAACGUCGGCUCGACGGCUGCGCAGGUGGCUGCUCUGACUGCCCGCAUCCAAUCACUCAUCCCCCACUUCCAGAAGCACAGAAAGGACAACCACGGGCGGCGCGGGCUGCUGGCAAUGGUGCAGAAGCGGCGCAAGCUGCUGCAAUACCUCAAGCGCAAGGACUUCCCCCGCUAUCUCGAAGUGCUGCAGACACUCAACAUCCGGCCCGUGGCGGGGCUUAGGUAGACGUGGGGUGGGAGAGAGACAAAGACAGUGUUGGUGGUGGUUGGUGAAGUGGCUGGCGGGUGUUGGGCGCGAAUGGACGUGCAUGUGUGUUGCUGCACGUCAUAUUGUGUGCAUGCUGUGUUUGUAUGUGCUUGUGUCUGUGUGUGCUUGUGUGUGUGUUGGCAAUGUAAGCAUGCCAAAGUGAAUACAUUCAUGCGACAAUGCAA